This is a messenger RNA of Exophiala xenobiotica, 2388 nucleotides long. RefSeq lists its product as uncharacterized. Bases 190 to 2208 code for a protein of 672 amino acids. The transcript has a single exon. Gene Ontology annotation, molecular function: heme binding; iron ion binding; monooxygenase activity. Lineage: Eukaryota; Fungi; Ascomycota; Eurotiomycetes; Chaetothyriales; Herpotrichiellaceae. The record is from RefSeq and is a predicted model, not a curated record.
AGGUCACCGCGCAGCUCGCUCAACAAACAUCAGGUACGACGACAUUCUCGACAUGUACGCUCCGCUUCCGCCGCGCUGAAUUGAGCCAAGUUGAGUCGAGCUGACACCGUCGGUGAACUCGGAUGUCUUGUCUUGUCCAAAGCUUGCUCUCUCUGGCCUCCGUCUCGAGCAUCACCCAGUAAUAGGCCCAUGGGCACUGCCCACUGCUUGCUACCUACGGCCUACUACCUACGGCCCACUGCCUCCCGCGCAACGGCAAAAGCAGAAAACGGAAAGAAGAAGAACCACCUACCUAGGCAGAGGCAGCAUCAAUAUUUAUUGACAGUCAUGCCCUCACCACUCCCAUUCCCAUUCCCCGAACUACUCCUGGAGAAGUUGAACAUUACUAGUACGGUCAUCACCCGCACCACCUGGGUGCUUACCAGUACUAGUACUGCUAGUAACCGCCUCCUUCUCACUAUCGCCGCCACUCUCGUCACACUCACAGUCUACGCACUCUUCAAAAUCAGCCUUGUCGUUCGCCAAGUCCACGCCGCCCGACACCGGUGGCUCGACUUGCCCACGCUCCCCCGGCAUCCAAUAUGGGGCAACCUGGUCAACAUGGGCGAGAAACUCAACCCCUCGCUCAACCGGCACCCGGACUACGGCUUCGUCGAGAUCUGGAACGCUCUCGACCAGCCCGACGCGUAUCUCAUGGACAUGCUCCCACUCGAUAAUUGCUUCCUUGUCGUCGCGCACCCCAGCGUCGCCGAGACCCUGGUCCAGCCAUCGCCGGCCUACAAAUACAGCCUCCCCAAGAGCGACACCAUCAAAACGUUGUGGCGACUGAUCGGGCUGGAAAGCAUGAUCAUCGUCGACGGCGAGGAGUGGAGGAGUCUGCGGAAACGGUUCAACCGCGGUUUCGCGCCGGCCCAUCUACACAGCCUGGCGCCCUUGAUCCUUUCCAAAACCAGGAUUUUCAUCAACAGACUAAAAGCCGUAGCACACACCAAGGCGACGUUCAUGUUGAAGGACUUUGCGCAGGACCUAACGACGGACAUCAUUACCGAAUUGACAGUCGAAAAGGACUUCCAUGCACAAUCGACGCCCGACGGCCAAGGCCACAAAGGACCCCUGGGCAUGUUGACAGCGAGCAGAUUGUUGAGUGGGUUGACGUACCCACUGGGAAGAGGGGUUGGCUGGCAUUUGGUCGAUCCGAUCAGACCGGUCAGGGCGUGGUUUUAUGAGAUGGUGUACAACAGGGAAUUGGGGAAGGUGGUCGGAGAGCAAGUCGCUGCAGAACAGGGUGGAAAGCGAGCUGGCGAGGGAGAAGACAAAAAAGAAGAAGACCAAGAACGACCAACUCAAACGCAAACGCAGCAGAAAUCGAUAACAAGACUUGCCCUGUCCGGCAUGAUACCCAAUAACGCCCUGCUUCGCAACACCGUCUCACAAAUCAAAUCCUUCCUGUUCGCCGGACAAGAUACAACAGCGACACUGAUCCAGUGGCUGUGCUUUGAACUGUCAAAGGCUUCAUGGUCCGAUCGUCAUGCCGAGAUCCUCCGCAAACUCGUCGCCGAACACGACGCUGUCUUUGGCAAGAGCGAGGAUCCUUUCAACGCGCUCGACGUGCUGGGCCGAGGAGAUGACGAGGGACGACGACAAGCCGAAACCAUCCUAGGGAGCAAGUUGCCCUACACCACGGCUUUCAUCAAAGAGACGUUGCGCCUGCAUCCUCCUGCGUCAACUGUGCGGCUCAUCCCAGAGAUCGGACCGGAAAAUCCUGUCCCGGUGAAUGUCAGAGUACGUGAUAUGAAGAACGGAGGCGAGAAGGAGAUCAACGUCAAUGGGUUGAGGGUGUAUGUUGCGGCGUACCUGGUCCAUCGGCACAAGGGUAUCUGGGGUGAGGAUGCUGACUCGUUCCGGCCGGAUCGCUGGCUUGACGACGAGUACAUGUCCAAGUUGCCGAGUGGAGCGUGGCGGCCGUUUGAGCGUGGACCAAGAAAUUGUAUCGGUCAGGAACUCGCCAUGCUGGAGGCGAAGAUUGUUUUGUGUGCGGUUGCGAGAGCAUUCAAGUGGGAGAAGGUUGGAUAUUCAGGGAGGAAAGGCGUCGAUGGGCAAUUGCCAAAGGGCGACGGGUCGGAUGAUCCAGAAAUGGAGGUCUGGAGUAUAAGUAAUGUGACCGCUGUGCCACUGGGUGGGAUGGAGAUGAAGGUCGAGAGGAGAUGACAUUGGCAAGCCGGUCGAUCAUGCAGUCAAGGUCGACAACUAAACGAAUCCCGUACAGGAUCUUCGAUUCUCAUCUGCAUCAAUGCAUAUCCUUCAUUGCUACGGGUUUCUUAGUGGCCUGGUUGUCGCCAUGUGUGGGAACGGUUACCUAUUGCCCUUCGCUCUUCCGAUCAACCAGAA